UUCACUUGUUUUCCCGCAGUCGGUGCACGAGGCGCGCGGAUCCAUCGCCUGAGGAGAGUGACCGGCAGCCAUGGCGUACGUGACAGUACCGGCGGCCACGGCGGAGAUGGACGGCGCCUUCUCUCAUCUCCGGCCGGGCUUUCGCUUCCACCCCACCGAUCAGGAGCUUGUCAGCUUCUACCUCCGGCGCAAGGUCCUGGGACACGGCGGCUGCUUCAUCCCGGAGGUGGACCUCUACAAGCUCCAACCCCACCACCUACCAGGCAAAUCAUUCUCACCGAGCACAAGCGACCCUGGGGCCAAAGUUGAGUGGUACUUGUUCGCGCCGAGGGGGCGGAAGUACCCAACCGGGCUUCGCAUGGAACGGGCGACGCCCAGAGGGUUCUGGAAGUCCACCGGGAAGGACCGCCCCGUAAUGCACAAGGGCAUCGUCGUCGACAUGAAGAAGACGCUUGUGUUCCACAUCGGCAAAGCACCUAGCGGCACACGGACCGACUUGGUCAUGCACGAGUACCGUCUCCACGGCCACCACAUACAGGACACAUACGCGUUGUGUCGGGUCUUCAACAAGAACAUGGCGUCCCCGUCGACGAAUGCGUCCGGUGAUGUCGACACAGACGAGGAUCUAAUGCAAUUCGUGCCCGGCGUCAUCAACAUAGGCAAGGAUCGGAUGGAGUAUGUGUGUGGCGACGCCGACUCAGGCCAGGAUCCGAAGCAUUUCAUGCUUGGUGGUGUCAAGAUGGACAAGGUUAUGAUGGAGUACGGGUCCUGCAGCACCAGCCCGAACAUGGAUCUGAACAAGUUCAUGCUUGGCGGCGGCGACUCGGUCCAGGAUGUCAUGCAGUCUAUGCUCGACGGAAUCGGGACAGGCAAGGAUCCCAUACAGGUCCAGGCUGAGCCCGAUGGUGCCAGCAUGGAGAAUGAUUUCAUGCAGUCCGUCCUCGGAGGUGUUGGCACAGACAUGGAUCCCAUACAUGUCGUGUCCGAGUCCGAUGCUGCCAACGCGAACAAGGAUCUGAUGCAGUUCGCGUUCGGUGCAUUGGGCACAUACCAGAAUCCCAUACAGAUCGAGUCUGAGGUCGAUGGUGUUGACACCGAUGAGGGAGAGAAGCAGUUCCUCACCGAUGGUGACGACACGGGCAAUGGAGAGAUGCAGAUUCUCGCUGAUAGGGCCAACAAGGACCAAGAAGCGAUGCAGCCUAUGACCGGCGGCACCAGCGUGGAUGGGGACAACUCUGGACACUCCUGGUUCACCAAUUACCUCGCGGAAGAGAAUAACUCAUGGACGCAGUCCCCCUUCGACGACUUCUUGUACACUAGCGAUGAUAUGGGGAUGAUUCCUUAAUAUAGUUCAUCUUGGGCGAUGAGAUGACUCCUACUCCAUUAUCUAUACAUGGGUUGAUUGUUGAGUGAUAUGUUGUUGUAUUUUCCCUUUUAUGUUUAGACAACAAAUUCUAGAGUCAUUUGUAUAUGUAAACGUUGAGGUCUCUUCACUUUAAGAAUUCUC
Messenger RNA from Triticum dicoccoides, 1507 nucleotides. Its product is annotated as NAC domain-containing protein 89-like. Lineage: Eukaryota; Viridiplantae; Streptophyta; Magnoliopsida; Poales; Poaceae. The record is from RefSeq and is a predicted model, not a curated record. Gene Ontology annotation, biological process: regulation of DNA-templated transcription. Gene Ontology annotation, molecular function: DNA binding. The transcript is spliced from 3 exons. The coding region runs from base 71 to 1345 and encodes 424 amino acids.